Messenger RNA from Gadus chalcogrammus (walleye pollock), 2108 nucleotides. Its product is annotated as brain-enriched guanylate kinase-associated protein. The record is from RefSeq and is a predicted model, not a curated record. Lineage: Eukaryota; Metazoa; Chordata; Actinopteri; Gadiformes; Gadidae. Gene Ontology annotation, cellular component: synapse.
AUAUGAAAAAGAUAUACAUUGGUAAAACAGCGCUCAAAAGUCAGAGAAAUGGAUGCAAACAUCAGAAGAGAAGCUCUGUCCACGACCACAAGGAAGACCUGCGGAAGCGACUGUCCUUCACCACACACAAGUUAGAGAUGGUGGAGAUGGAGUUUGAUUCCACCCGCCAGUACCUGGAGACGGAGCUGCGCCGGGCGCAAGAGGAGCUGGACAAGUUCACCGAUAAAUUAAGGAGGAUCCAGAACAGCUAUGCAACUCUUCAGAGAAUCAAUCAAGAUUUGGAGGACAAGAUGCACAGGACGACCCAGCACCACGAGGAGGAGAACAGGGUGCUGAGUCGCGAGGUCCUCGUCCUGAACAACCACCUCAUGGAGGCCAAGAUCACUCUGGAGAAGCUCCGAAAGGACAACGACUUGUACAGAAAGGACUGCAACCUGGCGGCUCAGCUGCUGCAGUGCUCCACGUCCCACCACAGAGCUCACAAGAUGUCUGAGCUGCCCUUGGAAUUCCAAGAACGCAUCGGCUCCCACUUUGAGGAGCUGGGCCGUGGUGGGGGAGCGCCUGCCGGCAUGUGUCAGUCUCCGUAUUCCGACUCCGUCCCCACCUCGGUGAUCGCGAAAAUCCUGGAAAAGCCCGAACCGGGCAGCAGCUGCCCGGCGACUCGCUCCCCCAGCCCCCAAAUUCCGGACGGCGACUUCCUGUCGGGAACGGGCAGCAGCGACCGACUAGACCGCCGCCUCUCGUACAAGACCUCGGACCUGUACUGCAGCGACACGGCCCUGUACUGCCCCGAGCGCUGGCCGGACGCCGAGAGACGCCAGAGCGUGGACCUCAACGGCACCCGGUUGUUCCAGCUCCACGCCCAGACCUCGGCCGACAGCAACCCCGACGAAGAGGCCUUCCACUCGGGCAGCUUCUCCCCGGAGGAGACCCCGUCCCCGGCCUUCCGUCCCCGCGACAAGUUCGGCACAGGCUCCCUGCCCGCCUCCAGCUCCUACUCCAGCUUCAGCCUCGCGUCGGACGACAAGGGAGCCGUCGUCGGGGUGGAAGGGGGCUGCGGGCGCGCGGGCAGCGGCACGCUGUCCGCCUCCCACCAGGUCCUCUACGUGGACUGGCGGGACGGCGGCGGCGGCGGCGGGGAGUACGAGCACGUGAAGGGCCUGUCCUCCCGCAAGAAGGACUCUGCUAGCUUUCACAAGUCCCAGAGCAUCCAGCACAUGGCGCCGCCGAGGAGCCCGCGGCAGGGCGUCUCCCCGGCGUACACGCGGACGGCGUCCUGCUUCAGCGAGCCGUACCACUCCAGCAGCCCACGGCUGACCUCCUCCCACAGCAUGGGGUCCGCCUUGGCGUUGGCUCACGCCUGCGGCGGCGGCGGCGGCGGCGGAGGUCGUGGAGGCGGGGCAGAUCGCGCGGCCGACGUUCACGUCUUGGAGGACGAGCUGAGCAGCCGCUGGCGGCAGAUGAGCGUGGACGACGUGAACGCCUUCUCGUCCUCCUAUCACGACCUCACGGGGGGGCGCGCCUCCCCGUACAGCUUCUCCGAGCGCCACUUCGCCGUGGGCCCGUCCGGUAAGUCCCAAAGUGGGGCCCUCUACAGCAGCUUCCGGGAAGGGGACGACGUCUUCCACAGCCUCCUGCUGGACCAGUGCUUCGACGAGGGCUCCCCGUCGCCCGGCCGAGGCGCGGCCAGCGGGUCGAAGCGGCCGCUCUCGGAGCACCGCAAGCAGGAGAAGAGCUCCGUGCUGAGGACACAGGAGAGCCAGGACUCCGAGUGCAGUCUCUUCCUGAGCUCAGGGAGCGCCAAAGAGAAGGAGAACGGCGGGAGAGCGGGAGCGGCAGCCGUCGGCAAAAGCAGGGAUUACGUCAACCUGAGUGCGCACAGCUCGCCCGAGUCCCUGCGUCUGAGCUCCCUGGAGGCGUCGAGCCUCCAACACUUCCCCUGCCCCAGGCCCAGCUCCCGGCCCCGGCCCAGCUCCAGCUCGGCCCUCAGCAUCGGCCCCAAGCUCCCAAAGAAAACCUCUCCCAGGUACCAGAAGUUUGGUAGCACGGGACUGAUGAGGAAGGACAGUCUCACCAAGGCACAGCUGUAUGGUACAUUACUGAAUUAA